AUGUGCAAGUGGACCAAUUUCAAGUGCAGUUCCUGCCAGGCAUUACGCAAGAUUAGACUGGAUACAACGGGCUGUUCUGAGGGUGAGCCGUGCCCCAAGACGGCGGAAAACACGGAGACGCAGUACCUGCCCGAAGAUCCCAAUUGCAAAGUGUGCAAGGAAGCAGAUAAAUACAUCGAUUACACCGGCGGCUCGGGCAACACCGGCGAGAAGUCGCAAACCACUGGUGCGAAGUCGCAAACCACUGGCGCAAAGUCGCGAACCACUGGCGCAAAGUCGCGAACCACUCGUGCGAAGUCGCAAACCACCAGCAACAAGCAUGACACGGCACACGGAACUCCCGCCCAGGAUGUGGAAGCUCCCAGUGGGUUCAAGGACGGACAUGGAAACUGCAUGUCCGGGAUUCGAAGAGGCCCAUGA
Molecule: messenger RNA, 420 nt
Organism: Thermothielavioides terrestris NRRL 8126
Lineage: Eukaryota; Fungi; Ascomycota; Sordariomycetes; Sordariales; Chaetomiaceae
Exons: 1
Coding region: 1-420 (139 amino acids)
Source: RefSeq, a predicted model, not a curated record